ACACAAAGCCGGUGCGAUUAGCCUCCUCAUGGCGGCCCAUGACGGCGCGACGUCGGACGACGGGGCGAAGGAGCGCAAGCGGCAGCACCACCACGGCGCCUCCUCCAUCCAGUCCAAGAUCCCUCGCCUCUUCAAGCCAUCGGCGCCCGGCAGCGCCAAGAAGGCCAAGGCGGCGUCGCGCAUCCCGCGCAUGGCCUCGGGCAUUCCUCGGCGACGGCUGCUCGAGGCCGUGAGCUGCGACUCGUCGAGCGAUGGCACCGUGAGCGAGUGCCCGACCAUCAGCUCCAUGACCGAGUCGCAGAUCGACGACGACCCGAUCUCGUUUGUCGCGACCUUGCGCGAGAUGGACAUUGCGCGCUGCCUCCAGGAAGACCUCGUGCGCGACAACGCCAAGCUCAAGCAGCAGGCUGAGUUCAUUCACUCGGAGAUCGGGUACCUCUACGAACUCCUCACGCAGAUCGAGGCCGCCGUGCAGACGAGCGCGCGGUCGCGGCGAACGCACCAGCGCAUCCUCGACAUCAUCGCGGCGCCGAUGCCCACGAGCCUCGACCCGCCCGACGUGCCGGACGACGCGACGUUUUGAUUUACGACUCUUAUUCAACUUAUAUAUUAGUGUGCUAGCCCA
Saprolegnia parasitica CBS 223.65 is the source of this 625-nucleotide messenger RNA. RefSeq lists its product as hypothetical. The transcript has a single exon. The coding region runs from base 29 to 583 and encodes 184 amino acids. The record is from RefSeq and is a predicted model, not a curated record. NCBI's taxonomy places the organism in Eukaryota, Oomycota, Saprolegniomycetes, Saprolegniales, Saprolegniaceae.